Truncatella angustata is the source of this 999-nucleotide messenger RNA. RefSeq lists its product as uncharacterized. The coding region runs from base 1 to 999 and encodes 332 amino acids. Lineage: Eukaryota; Fungi; Ascomycota; Sordariomycetes; Amphisphaeriales; Sporocadaceae. The transcript has 2 exons. The record is from RefSeq and is a predicted model, not a curated record.
AUGUCUCGAUACGCAGAAGCUCACAAGAACCCUAACGGCCCAGGAGAUGCUCGGCCAACCGCAUUGCAGAUUGUCCAAGAUGAAGGUAGAGAGGGCACUAUGAAAGAUAAGGUGUUUUUCGUCACCGGGUGUACGUCCGGGAUUGGCGUCGAGACGGCGCGUGCCUUGGCAGCGACUGGUGGACGCGUUUUUAUGCUCGUCAACGACUUGGACAAUGGCAAAGAGGCAUGUGCUGCCUUCCUUGAGCCGGGGCGUGUCGAGCUCAUCGAAGGCGAUCUCGCAUCGCUUUCGUCUGUUCGAUCUGCUGCCGCCGAGUUUAGGGAGAAAUCUGGUGGCGUAUUGAACGUACUUGUGUGCAACGCAGGUGUGAUGUACAUACCCAAGCGCGAAGAAUCUCCCGACGGGUUCGAGACGCAUCUCGCGACCAACUAUCUGGGACAUUUUCUGCUGUUUUGGUUGCUGCGAGACUUGAUGCUCAAGUCGUCUAGGCCAGAGUUCAACUCUCGCCUCGUUCAUGUCGCUAGCGCUUCACACCAAGUUAUCGAGAUUGACUUUGAUGAUAUCAAUUUCACCAAGGAUGGUGCUUACAAGCCGAAGGAUGCCUACGGUCAGAGCAAGCUGGCGCAGAUCUAUAUGGCCAAUCAGGUCGACAGAUUGUACGGCUCACAAGGCAUCCAUGCAUACAGCUUAAUGCCUGGCGGCAUCCAGACGCGCAUCACUCGCUUCGUUCCCGCUGCAAUCACUGAGAAGAUGAUGGCAGAGAGCGAGUUCCUCCAGAAGUGGUUCAAGAGUCCAGAGCAAGGGGCUGGAACUACGGUGAUAGCAGCCUUGGGCAAGGAGUGGGAGGGCAGAGGAGGUGUCUACCUCGAGGACUGCGAGGUCGCAAAAUCACAGCCUCUUAUUCCUUCUGUGAAGGGUGUCACAGAUUACGCCUUUGAUCAGGAGAAGGAAGAGAAGCUGUGGAAAUACACAGUAGAGGCUUUGGAAUUAGAAGAUUGA